CCGGAAGGGGCUUUGCCGCCGAUGCUGCGAGGCUCUCGGAGUCGCAGCAUCCCUCGCUCGCAGCCGCACGGAUGCAGCCGCAGCAGGGCAGAGCCGUCCCCGGGAAUCGGGCCGCGCCCGGCCCGGCGGGGCUCGGCUGCCGCAAGGACGAGCCCAGCAGGCAGGUCCGGCCCGUGCCGCUGCCGCCCGUGCAGCAGAACCUGAACUACUACCCGCAGAUCUUCUGGCUGGACGGCUGCGCCGAGGCAGGGGCUCCCUGCGCCCCCGCGGCUCCUUUCCCACCGCCCGUCCCCGAGCGGAGCAGAAAGCCUCGGGAAAAAGACCGGGAAAGGAGGAGCGUCGGCUUCCUCGUGAUGUUCUUGCUGAUCCUGGUGGCCUUCACCGGAGUGGGGCUGAGCAUAUUUAAGAUUUUUCACCUGGAGAAGGAGGUGGAUGAACUCAGAGAGUCUGCCAGCGCUGAGCACAUCCCUCCAGCCUCUCAGAAACUCACAGGGCAGAGGAAGGAGGUGAGGAGGGCAGCCCAUGUAACAGGCAACCCAGCCCAGAGGGACCUGCCUCUGGAGUGGGAGCCCAUCUCUGGCCAUGCCUACACCAGUGGCAUCCAGUACCAGGAGCGGGGGCUGCUGGUCAGCGAGCCGGGGCUGUACUUCGUGUACUCCAAGGUGCUGUUCCGCGGCAGCGCCUGCGACAGCCAGCUCCUGUCCCACGUGGUGUACAAGAGGAACCCGGCCUCCCCGGGCAGCCUCGUGCUCAUGGAGGACAGAGUCAGCAACUUCUGCACGGGCCAGAGGAUGUGGGCCCGCAGCAGCUACCUGGGGGCUCUCUUCAGGCUCAGGAAGAUGGACAGCUUGCACGUCAACGUCUCCAAAAUCGCCCUGGUUAACUUUGAGGAGUCCAAGACUUUCUUUGGUUUGUUUAAGCUUUGAAACGGAGUGUGGCUGGAGCCCCUUCACACACACACCCACACGGAUGUGUGAGGGCUGAGAGCUGCCUGGACACCACAAAACCCACCCAGAAACCAUGUUUGGGCUUCAGCGUGAGGGGAUCCAAGCAAUGGGAAAGGCCUGAAAGCACCAGGGCUGUGCUGCAUCAGCCUGAACCGGAUUGCCCACGUUCUCCUGACAAAAACCCCAACAAACUCAGAAUGUGGCGUGCUGAAGACCCUGCUGGAACUCACGACUUGCUGCCUGAGAAGAUGGUGGGACCUGCUGCUCCCCGUGGUGUCACAGCCCUGGCGGGGACAGCUGGGGGUGUUAAGGAGGUAUCACCCCCCCCAGACAGGGUGUGGGGAUGAGCAGCUGCUCCCCCUGAGCCAUGGCUGGCACUGCCCAGCACUGGGACUGCCGUACCACAGGCACCUCCUGCUAGCUGGGCUGGGAUAGGUGCUGCGUGCAUUUUGUGUUAAGCUACGGACAGUUCCCAUCCCAGGAAAUGCUCCCCGACCUCUUUAUUUAACUCAUCCCAAGUGCCUUGCAAGGAAGAUGGCGGGAGCAGCAGUGCCCUGAGGGGUGUCCCAGAAGUGGCAGUGUGACCACACCAUGGUGCUGGGGAUGGUGGGGUGGCCGUGGGCUCUGCUGGUGCAAUCUAAAGCAACCCAGCACUGCAGGGCACUGGGGCUUGAGGUGAAAGCAGCAUCUCGAGCCCCCCUCCUGCCCCUUCAGCCCCUGAGGGCUCUCCGUGGAGGCUCUGCCUCCCCUUUCCUGAUGCAGCUGGUGACACGCUGGACGCCUGUCAAUUGCGUGGCCUUGGCUGGACCCCUUGCCAUGAGAUGUUCUCUCCUGAGAAAAACACAGAUGGUAAAUAUAUAUUUUUCUAGUGAGUGGUGCUGUCCUCUCCUCAUUUGGGGCAACGGGCUGGGCCAUGGCCAAAGCACUGCAAGGCCUCUGUGAUCAGGGGCGCCUCAUUCCUUCUCUAGCAGCAUGGCAGAAAUCUGGGAGCCUCAUCCCUCUUUGCUGCCUGCUUGGCACUGCACAGGGCCCUUUCCGUGGGGCUUUGGAGCUCCAGCACGGAAACAUGAGGAUCUGGGGCCUGGGAAGGUGUGGUGUGGCAGCACAGAGCAGGCAGCCCAAGCCCAUCAGGAAGGGGCUGAUCUCAAACCUGAUCUCUAACCAGGCUAGAGCUGGAGAGGAGCCAGGCACUGGUGGCUGAGCAGAAGUGCUGCUGUCUGUCCCCAAAGGCUCCAUCUGAGUGACCUCUGGCCCCAGAAGCACUUCUCACAGAGUGGUCUGCAGGGCAAAGAAACAAAGUGGUGCAAAAAAAAAACCCACCCAAAUCCUAUUUGUUCAUCCUGGUGUCAGCUCCACGGGGCUCUAACCCUGGGGCUGUCACUGCCACUGCCACCAGGCAGGACACACGGGCUGCAGCUGGUCCAGCAUCACCUCUGCCCGUGCUCCUGCCCUCCUGCAGCUCUGCUGCUGCUCUCAGUGAGUGUGGCUCCUCAGCAGCCUGCAGCAUUUGUUUCCUUUGCCAGGGUGCUGCUCUCAGCUCGGUGUGGUUUGUGUCAUCUGCUUCAGGGAAGUUUAUUUCUUCGAAACUUCUCGGUGGUCUGGCUACUGCUGUGGCCAGUGGGAGGGGAAAGCUGCAGCCCUGCUCGCUGUGCUGAUGUUUCCAGUGCAUUUCUCAGGGUGGAAAGAAUCUCAAAAGGAUGAAGUUCAGGCGUCUUCUGGCUUGACAUUUUCUCUGCACGUAUCAGAGGGUGAAACUGCGCAGCACAGGGAUGGAGCUGCUGCAUCCUGACCUUCCCAGGAAAGGCUGGAAAUGGCUGUUCUCUUCUGAUUGCUCUUUGGGCUGGGCUGCUCUCCUGGUGAUGGGACAUCCAAGUGAGGAGUGAGCUCUCUGUACAGCUGUCUCUGCAGCCAAACCAGCCGAGCACAUCAGGUGCUUCCCUUUUUACUGGGGAGCAGCCUGAAGAGAGGCAGGGCAUUUUGGGCCCACAGGAAACCUGCCCUGUGGCUCCUCUGCCUGCUGGCACGGGGUUGGAAGGGCUGGAAGGAUCCCAAAGCCUCUCUAGGUCACCCCACAGUAACCCUGCAGGCUGUGGCUACAGUCAGCUCUGGGGCAGGACGAGCUUUGGCCCUUGUGAGGGGAUGAGAUCUGUCCUUAGCUGAAAUGCCAAGGGCACCCCAGAGCUGCAGCUAUCAGAGGCAGGGGCACAGUGGGGUGGGCAGAGUUGUUGCAAACAGUUCUGGGCCUCCUGAGGAGG
Motacilla alba alba is the source of this 3202-nucleotide messenger RNA. RefSeq names its product Fas ligand (gene FASLG). Bases 72 to 926 code for a protein of 284 amino acids. Gene Ontology annotation, molecular function: tumor necrosis factor receptor binding. The record is from RefSeq and is a predicted model, not a curated record. The transcript is spliced from 4 exons. Gene Ontology annotation, biological process: positive regulation of canonical NF-kappaB signal transduction; extrinsic apoptotic signaling pathway via death domain receptors; immune response. Gene Ontology annotation, cellular component: membrane. Lineage: Eukaryota; Metazoa; Chordata; Aves; Passeriformes; Motacillidae.